AUGGUGACAAACCUGCUGAUAACAGGUAUGGUGAAGAACCUGCUGAUAACAGGUAUGGUGAAGAACCUGCUGAUAACAGGUAUGGUGAUGAACCUGCUGAUAACAGCACAAGAGCCAGCUCUUCCACCACCUCGUUUGAGCACAAGAGCCCGCUCUAGCACCUCUUCCGCCUCCUCCUCCCUCUCCCGUUCCCCAAAUUCCUCCCUAUCCCCCUCCCUCACUUCCUCCCUCUCCCCCUCCCUCACCUCCUCCCUCUCCCCCUCCCUCACCUCCGUUACCCCCACCCCCACCCCCUCCUCCCUACCCUCCUCCCCCUCCCCGCCCCCCCUCCCUCAUCUCCCGCCGUUCCCCAGCUCCUCCUCCCAAACCUCGUAA
Messenger RNA from Closterium sp. NIES-65, 375 nucleotides. The record is from the annotation of a GenBank genome assembly. NCBI's taxonomy places the organism in Eukaryota, Viridiplantae, Streptophyta, Zygnematophyceae, Desmidiales, Closteriaceae.